AUGGGCGGCAAGUACCUUCAUCAAAAUCCAAGAAUGAAGAAGGGGCUGACGGCAUUUGGAAACGAGAAGGAGGAAAAUAAAAAUCUGUGUGCACUUGAAGAUGGACGAAGUUGUCUUAUGACAAAACAAGAAAAUUUAGAACCAAAUUAUGGAGGCGCCACGGCAUGUACUUACCAAGGAUAUGGAGCUGUUCUUAAAUAG
This is a messenger RNA of Paraglomus occultum, 201 nucleotides long. The record is from the annotation of a GenBank genome assembly. NCBI's taxonomy places the organism in Eukaryota, Fungi, Glomeromycota, Glomeromycetes, Paraglomerales, Paraglomeraceae.